This is a messenger RNA of Salvia miltiorrhiza (redroot sage), 764 nucleotides long. RefSeq names its product protein LURP-one-related 17-like. The coding region runs from base 87 to 734 and encodes 215 amino acids. The transcript has 2 exons. The record is from RefSeq and is a predicted model, not a curated record. Lineage: Eukaryota; Viridiplantae; Streptophyta; Magnoliopsida; Lamiales; Lamiaceae.
CAUUCUCACCCUAUAUAUAUAUACACAUACCAAAGCUCCAUCUCUCACUUCCACGCACUCACACACACACAGAGAUAACAGAUAAAAUGCUACUCUUUUCGAAAUCCAAGUCAAGAACAGUCCAUCACUACCACGAUGAGAGAGAAAAAGACAGCACAGGAGACGGCGGUGAUGAAGCAGCAUCCACUUCUCUAACAGUUUGGACAAAAUCCCUCGUUUUCAGCUGCACCGGCUUCACCGUCAUCGCCUCCGACGGCGCUUUGGCCUAUCGGGUCGACAACUACACCGGUCGACCCGGUCAAACCGUCCUCAUGGACGGUUCGGGCAAUCCCAUUUUCACCAUCCGCCGUCGCAAGAAGCUAGGGCUAUUGGACUACUGGCUUGUCUACGAAGGUGAGGUCUGCAAAUACAGCAACAAAGAGAAGAUUAAACCUGUGUUUUGUGUGAGGAAAAACAUAAGUUUGAGGCAGACAAAAGUGGAUGAUGUGGUAGCGUAUGUUUACUGUGGGAUGUCGGAAAAGAGAUGCAUGUAUGUGAUUAAAGGCUCCUUCACGCAUCGAUCGUGCAAGAUUUUGGAUGAAUCGGCGAGGGUGGUUGCAGAUAUUAAGAAGAAAGAAGCCAUGCCAGAAGGUGCUUCUUUUGGUUUAGAGGUCUUUCAUUUAAUCAUUAAGCCCGGUUUCCACUGCAGAUUUGCGAUGGCUAUUGUGUUAUUACUUGAUCAGAUGUACUCUUAAAUUAAUAUAUACGGCUUAAUUAUGUACAAA